AUGGGUUUUCAAAUUCCACAUCACAACAAGCUUGAACCGAUCAGUACGAACUCCGAUUCCCUUCACAAAACAUAUCCUCGUGAUAUGCUCUUAGAUAUUCCGUUUGGUUUUGAUUUCCAGAGUGAUUUGAACAAAUCGUAUGUUAUUCGCUUAAACAAAUUCAUUUCAGAACAGGGCACACGCGAGGAUAUCCUACGACGUUGCUCAUCUUUUUUAGUCUCAACUAUUGUUUUUCUCGGUCUUUUCUAUAAUAUAUGGAGCAGCCUUUUCCCACUGCAAAAACAACAUAUUCAUCGACUUUCCAUAUGGCCGUCCUUGCUCGGGUUGUUUGGUUUUCUGGUGUUUGUGUGUGCUGUGGCUGUAAUGAUUCUAGUUCGAGCAGUAUUCACUCCUAUGCAGAAAGCUAUGCUUAUCAUUUUGCUUGUUUGGAUGCAUAUUCAAUCUGCUAACUCGAUUCUCGAAGUUUGCCUUAUAUUACUCGCUGGAUUGUUCAUGGCGUGGUAUGCUUUUGUGAAAAAGGAAUCGCCAAAUGAUGAAAGUGAUGUCAAAUCAUCAAAUAUGCUAAUGAGUUGUCAGCUCAAACAAUGA
Lathyrus sativus (Indian pea) is the source of this 588-nucleotide messenger RNA. The record is from the annotation of a GenBank genome assembly. Lineage: Eukaryota; Viridiplantae; Streptophyta; Magnoliopsida; Fabales; Fabaceae.